AUGACAGCUCAAAAAGUCACACAGGGUGUCGCGGCGUGUUUUUCAGUGAAGAUGCUGGGAGUGAAAUCUCUGGAAUUGAUCAAAGAUCUGAACAGGAACCCGGACAGCAUCCCUCUGUUCAAGGAUGACACCAUUCGGGAGGUGCUGGUGGAGACUCAAGAGAUCUUCGAUGCGAAUUCACGCGAUGCGCGGAUUUGCUCCUCCACCAACAACCAUCAACUCCUGCCCAUUCUCAGCUUCCGGCAUGCCGCUCUGGAGCGCAAUAAGCGCUGCCUCUUGGCAUAUCUCUACAAUCGCUUGGAGCGCAUCCGGAACAUCCGCUGGGAGACGGGCCCCACCAUUCCCGAGCACGUGAAAUCCAGUCUGUGUGAGCCUGAGAUUCAGUGGUUCAACAGCUACAACAAACUCCUGGCCAAGUACAUGAAAUCCAUCGGGGACGGCCAGGGAAUUGAUCUCACGUGCGAUUUGGAGCCUCCAAAGUCCCUCUUCGUCGAAGUGCGCUGCCUCGAGGACUACGGGAAGUUUGAGCUGGAGGACGGCGAGGUGGUCUUUCUGAAGCGCAACAGUCAGCACUAUCUGCCAAGGGUGCAAAUCGAACCCCUGAUCAAGCAGGGAAUCCUCCAGAAAAUAAAUUAAUUUGUCCUUUUCAAACU
Molecule: messenger RNA, 653 nt
Organism: Phlebotomus argentipes
Lineage: Eukaryota; Metazoa; Arthropoda; Insecta; Diptera; Psychodidae
Product: DNA replication complex GINS protein PSF1-like
Exons: 2
Coding region: 1-636 (211 amino acids)
Biological process (GO): DNA replication; DNA strand elongation involved in mitotic DNA replication
Cellular component (GO): GINS complex
Source: RefSeq, a predicted model, not a curated record